UAAUAUCUCACCAGUUAUUUAUCAACGUAGAGACAAUUUCGUAGGCUUUAUUGUCAUUUAUAUCGUUACAGAAAGAGGUUAUGGUGAACAUAAUUUUAAAAUAACAUAAAUACCCACUGUAACAGAUACGUUUUUAAAGCUAAACGUGGAUCAGUGCUGUUAGUGUGCCGCGUUAUCUCCAGUGAAGUAAUCAGCUGAUUCUACCGGCUUAAUGUAAAUAGAACUUGACCUAGCACAGACAUGCUAUCCUUAGAAGACAUUAGAACAAAACUGGGUAAAUACAACCAAUCUCAUGUAUUACAAUUUUGGGAGGAACUUGCACCAGAAGCACAAACUAACUUUUUAAGUCAAUUGAGCGAUAUCAACUUCGACGAUGUAAGCAACCUUUUCAACAGGGCUCUUGGGAGUCUGUCGGAAGAAACAAAGAAACUGGACACAUUGAUGGAACCAAUUCCUCCAGACCAGUUCGAGUACGAAAAGGGAGUUGAUGAGGACAAACUGGAAGAAUACCGAAAGAAAGGAUUGAAAGCAAUCAGCAAGAGUCGUGUGGCGGUCCUGCUCUUAGCUGGAGGCCAGGGUACAAGACUUGGAGUGCCCUACCCCAAAGGUAUGUGCCCUAUUAGUUUGCCCUCUGGAAAAACACUGUUCCAGAUCCAAGCUGAAAGAAUUAGGUCAGUCGUAAGACUAGCGAAGAAAGAAACAGGUUCAACCGGCAGAGUCUGUUGGUACAUCAUGACCAGUCAGGCUACGCAUGAUGCAACGGCGAAGUUCCUGGAGGGGCACAAAUACUUCGGACUGAACGAAGACGAUGUGGUGCUUUUCCAGCAGGGGUUGUUACCGAGUUUCUCUUACGACGGGAGGAUCAUUUUGGACAGGAAAGAUUCCAUCUCCCUGGCACCUGAUGGCAAUGGAGGCAUUUACCUUGCUUUGAGGAAAAAUAACAUAUUGCAAGACAUGGAAAGGAGAGGAGUUAAAUAUGUUCAUGUUCACAGCGUGGAUAAUAUUCUGGUAAAAGUUGCUGAUCCAGUAUUUAUCGGGUACUGCGUAAUGAAGGGAGCAGACUGCGGCAACAAGGUUGUCCGGAAAGAAGUACCCACCGAACCCGUCGGAGUGGUUUGCCAGGUGGACGGCCGCUUCCAGGUGGUCGAAUACAGCGAAAUCACCGACCAGACCGCCAACUUGCGGGACGACGAGGGAAACUUGAUAUUCCGAGCGGGCAACAUCUGCAACCACUUCUUCACCACCGGCUUCUUAAAGUUGAUAUCCGAGAACUACGAAGACCAACUGAAACUGCACGUGGCAAGGAAGAAGGUCCCCUUCGUUAACGAGAAGGGUGAACGCGUUACCCCAAGUUCGCCUAACGGCAUUAAAAUAGAGAAGUUCAUCUUCGACGUGUUCCAGUUUUCUAAGAAUUUCGUCACGUGGGAGGUUCCUAGGCACACUGAGUUCAGUCCCGUGAAGAACUCGGAAAGCGCCGAAAACGACUGCCCUUCCACAGCGCGUAGGGACUUACUGAAACUCCAUAAAUUGUAUAUCCAGGACGCUGGUGGUACGGUGACUUGUGACGAGGUGGAAAUAUCGCCCCUCGUGUCUUACGCUGGUGAAAAUUUAGUGGAAAGGGUGUAUGGGAAGGUAUUCGAUGGGAGGACUGUUAUCUCGGCAGAAGAGGAAGUGGUUCCAAACGGUUUUUGAAUUGCAUAUACUUAAACACUUAUUUCUAUCCGAUACUUCAGUAUUAUAUCAACACCUUUUUAAGUUUAACUAUAAAUAUUUGAUAAUAAAAAGAUUAAAAGUAACAAAA
Molecule: messenger RNA, 1801 nt
Organism: Anoplophora glabripennis (Asian longhorned beetle)
Lineage: Eukaryota; Metazoa; Arthropoda; Insecta; Coleoptera; Cerambycidae
Product: UDP-N-acetylhexosamine pyrophosphorylase-like protein 1
Exons: 2
Coding region: 241-1692 (483 amino acids)
Biological process (GO): UDP-N-acetylglucosamine biosynthetic process
Molecular function (GO): UDP-N-acetylglucosamine diphosphorylase activity
Source: RefSeq, a predicted model, not a curated record